Sphaeroforma arctica JP610 is the source of this 3423-nucleotide messenger RNA. RefSeq lists its product as hypothetical. The transcript has a single exon. Lineage: Eukaryota; Ichthyosporea; Ichthyophonida. The record is from RefSeq and is a predicted model, not a curated record. The coding region runs from base 58 to 3090 and encodes 1010 amino acids.
CAAGAGAUAUUAAGAAACGACUUCGCGCGACAACAAGGAACAACUUUUCGCUCCACGAUGAAAUUGCAAACAUGUUUGCUACUAUCAUUCGCCACGGCGACCCAAGUCUGUGCAACAAGUACGCGCCAAGCACCAGCGGUUGCACCGGCCACGAAUACGACUGCAGAGAAUACACUGACUCCUAUGCCUACCACAACGAUAACGAAGAUGCCAGGAUACGAGACAACAUGCAGCGCUAAGCUCAGCCUACGAUGUGAUCAAUAUUUUGGGGCAGAAGUGGACAUGGACAAGAAAUGCUGCGAGUAUGAUGGCGAAUGUGGUGAUUCCGGUUUGCCUCUGUGCUCUCAUGUGAAUUGCUGUACCGGCACGGAGGAAGACUCGUCUCAAGUAGUCCAGUCAAAGGAAAAAGCGUGUGACUGUGCCGGAGCGGUGAUCGAAAACAAAUGCUACAAGACGGUACAAGAGGCAAUGAAAGACAGUGAAUACAACGACACAGUCUACAUCGGAGGCACUAAAACUAUAGAAGAGCCGAUCUAUUUUUCAAACAAACUGAUCACGGUCGCUGGUGUCAUGUGUGACGGCGUGCGAGCCAAAAUCGUAUCGGAUUUCGACUCCAAGACUGAAGCGGCAUUCGAGGCAACUCGAUGGGAUCAAACUAUGUUGUUCCGGGAUCUAGAUAUCACUGGCGUGCCUGGUAAAUCUAGUGCGGGCAUUCACGGACUAGGAAAUGAAAAUGACGCGAGUAACCAAUUGGUAGAUUUAACUCUGCUUAAUGUGCAUAUAUACGAUUUAUGGUGCCAGCGCGUGGGAUGUGGCAUAUUCCUGGGAGGUGCGAAGAGGCUGUACACAGAUGAAGACUGUGUAUUCCGAAAUAUUCAAUUGAUGUCUUCCGACGAUAGUCUCUAUGCCGGAGGCGCCGCCAUUGGUGUUGUGUAUUUGCCUGAAGACCAUACCUUGGAAAUACAUGGUACAUUCACAGACAACAUAGCAAGCUACGAAGAAGGAUCAAUUCACAGUGGUGGCGGUGCUGUCUACCUAGAUUAUGUGGCGGGCGAUGCGCUUCUUGAUGGUAAGUUCGAGAACAACACAGCAAACCAAGGAGGUGCCGUCAAUGUACAAGUUAACCACGGAAAUCUCACCUUCGAUGGACUUUAUAAGUCUAACGUAGCUAUUGACGGGGGUUAUGGUGCACGUGCAGGCGCAGUUCGUGUUUCGUCGCUGCGUGUCAACAGUUUCACGCAGUUGAAAGGUGACUUUAUAGGUAACAUCGCCCAAGGUCGCGGUGGGGUGCUGGCAACUAAUUCACAUCAGGCUUCAUCCCAUAUGCUGCUUGAUGGGUAUUUCCACGCGAAUGCUGCAGCCGAAAAGGGUGGUGUUUGGAAUUUUUGGUCUGGCAGCACUAUCUACAGAGGUUCUACAGUGAUGCACGACGAUGCUACUUUCACCGAGAAUACUUCGGGUGACGAAGGGCUUUCCAACCUUUUUUUUAUUAGUGGCUACCCUUCAGCGAAGAAGAGCAUCCCCAAAAAUCCCAGUGGAAAACUCACCGAGGCCGAGUGGAAUGGGGAAACAACAGUUGUGUAUGGUAAUUUCAGCGAGGUCGUGUUAUUGACGGAGGACAGCGGUCUCAGUGAAAAGGAGUGGUUUCACUACUCACAAUCCCUACGUUUUGGUGGAUAUCUACCCGAUGUUACAUACGAGGACUUAGUGAUGGAGGAGAGAAACGCCUCGGCGGCCGAGAGAUACGCCGAAAAGAUUUUAGCCUUGGAAGAGAUGUAUGUCAACAAAACAGAGCGUGCGGAGUUUUUGGCAGAAAUCGACACUUCCAGAAUCUUGGAUAGAUACGAGAACGCAACUGAAAUAAUCUCACAGCGUUUCGUGGAACACUCGGAGAAGUACGAUUCUAGGUUAGCCAACAAGACGGAUAGCAUCGCCGAGACUUACAAUGCCGCCAUAGAGAGGAGUGACGUCCGUUAUGAUAACAAAACAUCGAUUGCUAUGGAAGGGUACGAUGCCAAGAUACAAGCUGCACACGAUGAGCUUGCACUGAACAACCCGGAAGCUCUGCAAGCGGAAUUUGAAGCUGCGCAAAUCGAAAUUCAGGAGCGAUUCGAAACUGUUACGGCCGGCAAUGAGAAGCGGCUAGAGGAGAGUAUUCAGAAAGCCGAGAUAAACUUUAUUGACGCAAAAGAGAGUUAUGAUAAUACAUACAGUCUUAACGAAGGAAAAGCGGUCGCGCGCUACAACGAUAGAAUAAGCGAGGCUAAACAGAAAUUUAUUGCUGAUGAGGAGAAGGCGUACACACGUAGUGAUCCUACGGAGGCUUUGAACACAGCCCAGGCCAAAUUAGACGAGCGUUUGCAAUCUGCAGAGGAAAAAAAGAUGGAGGAACUCGAGGGAUAUGAUGAUACACGCCAAGAGAGGAUUGAGGUCGCUCAAGAGAAAAAAGAUGAUGCUAUAGCCACUGCACAGUCUAAAUAUGACGAAUUGAAAGAUGAGCCAGCUGAGAAACGGGAAGCAGACCUGGCUGCAGCAGAGGAGCGUUAUAACAGUCGCAAAGGACAGGCUAUCGAGAAAUUCGACGAAAGAGUGGAAGAUGCAACGGCCAAGAAAGAUGCGGACAUGGCUGCCAUUGAAAAGGUACGUGAAGAGCAAUUGGCCGCGGCAGAGCUCAAGAAAGAGAAUUCGACAUCCCAUUAUAUGGAGGAAACUUAUGAGCCCACCAUGUCAGCUGCGCAGGAGAAGUUUGACGCUGAUUUGGCUGUUGCCGAGGAGAAGCGCAAAACUGAUCUGGCCGCGGCUCAGACCAAGUUGCUAGAGAGACUGGAGGAAGCUGAACUCAGGAAGGCUUUCAUGCAGAAAAAUGCUGCUGUGUUGCGCGAGAAUAUCCUGGCUGGUAGACCAUCGAUGACUAAUGUUCUACAAUGGGUUCAACCCGUCAGUGAGGAGGAAAUACAGGAACUAGGACUCGUGCUUGAAUCGAAUGGCUCCACUUCCAAAUCAGACGACACCAACCUCGAGUCAGAAGAUGCGAAACCGGAGUCAGAAGACAACUCGGAACCGGAAAUCAUUAAGCCCGAGAGGCGGUGAACGAGCCCAAGAUUUAAAAUAUAAACUCUUGAGGUCGACGAAUACUUAUGCCGUGGAUGAAUACUUGGUAUACUUAAAGUUGCAUGGGGAUGAAUAACUCUGCGACCUAAACACUGAUGUAGAUACUAAAAGUUUAAUGCUUUCCUUUGCUAGGAUUUCCAAAUAAAUAAAUCGGAUUUAAAAGUUGUUCACUGGGAAUCGUAAACCACAUAUAAAGCGCGCGUGCAAAUGGCUACGAGUCCAGAGAGACGGGGCUGGAACAGACACCUAAUACUCAGUAGGUGGAUGAUACCUUUAUGACUCGGACAAACAGCGACCAUAAGGUUUUAUGAC